CACAACCUUGGCAGAGGAUCACUACACUCAAGCAUCAACGGAGCUGUGUGCGCCUCCGACCUUUCCGCAGCACACAAGUCAGCUUCAGAUUCAUCUCAGAGGAGUGGUCAUGUUGACAUAUCGGACUCGUAUGUUUCGUCCUCGUGCAGCUGACGCAACGCUCUGGGUGUUUGGCGGCUCGGUGCGACUCGAACAACAAGUCAAACUGUUUUGACCCAAAAUGGCCGAGUUUUUCACCCAGUUUCUUCUGACUGGGAUGCUGCUGUGUGGGCUGCUGCUCCACACGGUGUCCCAACAUGGAGCCAGGGUUGAUAAUCCCAGCAAGAGGCCCAAUUUCAUCAUCAUUCUGGCAGAUGAUAUCGGCUGGGGGGACCUGGAUGCUAACCAGCCUGAAGCGAAGGCAAACAAUACUCCUCACCUCAACCUGAUGGCUGAGCAAGGACUAAAAUUAACAGACUUCCAUUCCCCGGCCUCUACUUGCUCCCCUUCCCGUGCCGCCAUUCUGACAGGCCGCUACGGCCUAAGAAACGGAGUGACGCACAACUUCGCAGUGGGCUCUGUGGCCGGUCUGCCCCUCUCUGAAGUCACGUUGCCCCAGCUGCUGCAGGAAGCUGGAUAUUACACUGCCAUGAUCGGGAAAUGGCAUCUGGGCCACAACGGCCCAUAUGGUCCAACUCAUAGAGGUUUUGACUACUACUUAGGUAUUCCAUACAGUAAUGACAUGGGCUGCACUGACAUACCAGGAUAUAACCUGCCCCAGUGCCUCCCCUGUGACACACCUGGACCUCAAGUGCUCAGGUUGAAGAGGAGUGUGCAUGAAGCCUGUUAUUCCAAAGUGGGUCUACCUCUGAUUGAAAACCGCAGUAUUGUGGAGCAGCCGCUCAACCUAUGGACGCUAACAGAGCAGUACAAAUCUGCUGCAGCCAGGAUUAUACAAAAUGCAAGUGAGCGACGGCAGCCCUAUCUGCUAUACAUAGCUUUGGCUCACAUGCACGUUCCCCUGGCUCCUCCACUCUCUCCAGACGCCACCACAUCUAACCAUCCAAAUGACGGCAGGGUGUACGGUGCCAGUCUGCGAGAGAUGGACAGCCUGGUGGGGGCAGUAAAGGGCACUUCUGAUGACACAGACAAGAACAACACUCUCAUCUGGUUCACUGGGGACAAUGGUCCUUGGGAACAGAAGUGCCAGUUCGCAGGAAGUGUGGGACCUUUCAUAGGGAAGUGGCAGACCAGCAGAGGUGGAGGCUCGGCUAAGCGGACCACGUGGGAGGGAGGUCACAGGGUGCCGACAGUGGCCUAUUGGCCUGGAAAGAUCCCUGCUAACACCACCAGCUCUGCCCUGCUCAGUGGGAUGGACAUCUUCCCAACUCUUUUGUCUCUGGCAGGGGUAACACCUCCAAGAGACAGACGUUACGAUGGCAUAGAUGCCACAAAUAUCCUCCUGCGAGGUGAACACAGCGGUCAUGAGUUUCUUUUUCACCCUAACAGUGGCGCUGCGGGGGAGUUUGGUGACCUGCAGACAGUUCGAUCAGGGAAACACAAAGCGUUCUACAUCACAGGUGCAGCUGAGGCAUGUGGCGGUGCAACAGGGAUCCAGCAGCUCCAUGACCCACCAUUGAUAUUUGACCUAGAGCGUGACAAGGCCGAGGAAACACCCCUGGACGCCGGGACACAUGAGCACCGGGUGGUAGCAGAGAGGGUCGCCCGCGGGAGGGAGGAGCUGUUGUGGGACAUAGCCACAGACGAGUCUGUGUCUGCAGCUGACUACAGGACGGACAAAUCAGCAGCACCCUGCUGUGACCCGAGUCAGGCUGUUUGCCGCUGCCACGCACCAGGCCGAGGAAAGGAACUCACUCACAGAAAGAGAAGGACACAGAUGUGAGACAACAACACGUGGUGACAAAUAUCAGCUCCAGGAUGUGCUCAGUUGUUUGUUUGUAGAAUGAGCUGUUUUGGAGGUUCAACGUGCAGACGCAGCAGGAAAUGUGUAAACAAGCAGAGAGAGCAAAUAGAAGAACUCUGGCCUGUGAUUGGCCAGGUGGUGGAGAAAAGGUCGGGGUGAGGUAGUACUCCAUAAUGUCAAUAAUUUGAUCUAUCAAAACAUGACAGCUUAGUUGUGCUUCAGUCAGUGGAUGAUUUAUUGCAAUGUUAAUCAUUAGGAAGCCACGCUGUUUGUUUAACAAUGGACUUUGCAGACUAUAAACACAUGCAUUUGGUAUUUGAUGAGAUUUAAUGGGGUAUUUUAAUAUCAUCACAACUUAGUAUAUGUUACUUUUAACAAAUAUUAAUUAGACAGUGCAAUGGUUGAUCAUUUCUCAGCUUUAAUGAGUCUCUGUGGUGAACUGAACAGCUCAAUGCAGCGGAAAGGUGUCCUAACAGUGCCACCUUUUGGCAACAAAUUGUAUUACCAUAUUACUUAUUACAACAGUACUAUAUAUAAAUGUUAUAUAUAUAUAUAUAUAUAUAUGUAUAUAUAUACACAUUAUACACAAAAUCCUCAAUAUAUAUUUAUGCAUGGUAAGUCUAUGCAUUGAUGUGUAAUACUUCAAAACGUUUUUCAAAAGAAUAUUUAAUGUAAAGUAAAAAUGAGCUGGACUUGCACAUUAACACACUAUUCAGCAUUGCGUCAUAAAAUAAAAAAGGUCUUCAGGAUAUCACUGAAAUCCACGGACGCGUACGUUUUUCAUCACGGGCAGCUCGUCGUCAAGAUUUUCACAUUUGGGAUCGGCCACAGAGACGACUCCUACACACGUAUCAUCAGGUUAUGUUUGUGACUUCGCGAUAUAAGUCUGUCGCUACCUUAAUUAGCAUCUGCAAGUCAUACUUACUGCAUGUAUGAGGGUUUAAAUAGUGUGUCACGCUUACAGCAUCUUUAUUUCACUCUAAUGCCCUUCAAAAAGCUCCAAAUGUCAUGCAGCCUGAUUGAUAAAAAUUCCCUGAUGACA
This is a messenger RNA of Paralichthys olivaceus (Japanese flounder), 2945 nucleotides long. RefSeq names its product arylsulfatase G (gene arsg). Gene Ontology annotation, molecular function: arylsulfatase activity. NCBI's taxonomy places the organism in Eukaryota, Metazoa, Chordata, Actinopteri, Pleuronectiformes, Paralichthyidae. The record is from RefSeq and is a predicted model, not a curated record.